AGCUUAAGGAUUUCAUGAUUGUUUGCUCACGACAAGACGAGGAGAAAAAUUAAUCACAACAGACUUCGUUUUGGGCCCCCCAUCCUGAAGAUUAUAAUAUCUGUAAUCUAACCUGGAUCUUCACCGUUUAACAACACUGAUCUUCUAUAGGACAGUUUCCACUAACCAGUCAGAAAUGACACACAAGCUUUUGGGAGAGGCGUCAUGAUAUAUACACAGCCAGUGAUGAAGUACAUAUUGGUGGUCACAAUAUUUGCCAUUGGAGGAAAGGGCGAGGAGUGUCCCUUGGGUACAUAUGGUGAAACCUGUGAUAAAAACUGCAGUACUAACUGUGCCCCUUCUCCUUUUGACAAGGCGGUCUUCUGUCACAAACUGACUGGAAGAUGUUCAGAAGGAUGCAAAAGAGGCUGGCAUGGGGACCAGUGUAAUCUGGGGUGUAGCAAGAACUGCCUCAACUAUGUCUGUAACGUAGAUACUGGAACUUGCAUAAGAUGUAAAGCGAACUAUUCAGGGGAUUAUUGUGAGACAUACGAAGGAAGUGGUCCUAAGAAAAGUGAAACACAGACGGCAGAACAGAAUGCCUCAAGACCUGUGUCUAUGAUGCCUGUUCCCGUGUUCAUCGGUGUCGUCGUCAUACUCGUCAUCAUCAUCAUCAUCAUUCUAGUUGUUUACAUAUGUCGAAGAAGGCAUGUGUGUAUGAUAAAAGGAAGGCGAAUGGGCUGCGAUGAUGUGUCCGGUCUAGAUCUAAAGCUCCUCGCUGAUGGCGCGGACACUGACCUCCAUGUCGCCUGCAAGGAAGGGAACCUACAGCGAGUCAGAGACAUUCUGGACCAGAGUCUGGUGGACAUCAACAAGCAGGGGAAAAGAGGAAUGACACCGGUGAUGUGGGCAGCAAGAAGGGGACACAGAGAACUGGUUGACUUACUUGUGAAGAAAGGUGCUGAUUUGAAAAUUGUGGACAAUGAUGAUAACAACAUCCUUCACUGGGCCUGUUAUGGAAAGCAUGUGACAAUGGUGAAACAUGUCGUCUCAAAGAACAUGGUUGACAUCAAAAGUAGAGGGUGGGAUAUGCGGACCCCACUCAUGUGUGCAGCUUGUCAGGGGAAUAUAGACAUGUUUCAGUUACUUGUAAGUAAAGGGGGUCUUGCUAUAGAAGCAGACAUAGAUGGGAACAACAUCCUUCGACUCGCCUGUUGGGGUGGCAAUGUGGAUAUUGUGCGCUAUAUCCUCUUACAUGAUACUGUAGACAUCGAUGGUAGAGGACAGUCCGGGAGGACUCCAUUGGAGGUGGCAGCAUGCAAAGGACAUGGAAAGAUCUUCGACCUACUUGUGACUAAAGGAGCCGAUCUCACUGUAGUUGAUAAUGCUGGUAACAACAUCCUCCAUUCGGCCUGUCUUGGGGGACAUGCGAAUAUUGUGAGCCGUGUCCUCAAGCUGGGCAAGGUGGACAUAAACAGUCGCGGUCAGUGCAGAAGGACGCCUCUGAUGAUGGCAGCAAGGAUGGAGGAUAAAGAAAUAUUUGACUUGCUCGUGAAAGAAGCUGAUACAACACUAGAGGAUGAUGAUGGUAACACCAUCCUUCAUCAUGCUUCUGAGGGAGGAAAUGUUGAUAUAAUGAAGGAUGCCCUCGGGGUGACGAAUGUGGACAUCAACGCCAGGAACAAGCAUCGUGAAACACCGACCAUGCUGGCGACAGAGGGUGGUGACGUGUGCAACCUCCUGGUACAACGUUGUGGACUUAUGCAGUAACUGAAAGAAAAAAAGGACUGGCAAAUUCUCCAGAUGAAAAUGUCCGUAUGAUAAAAUAGUUCCAGUACUUAUCUGAAAUAUUGUGAGCCUUGUAUUCCUCCUCAUCGUGAAUAGGAUGGACGUCAAAUUAAGAUAAACCAAAACUUCCUAUGAAAUGCAAGAAGAAUAGUACACCAUCCACGCCAUAUAUGUUGGGCAUAUCCGUUUUUCAGUAAAACAUAAUGAAUAUCAAUGAAUAGACUUGACCGGUUAAUUUACCCCCAACCUGUAUUUCCAGUAUGGACUUCAGAGCAAGAAUGGACACCUUUGUUCAGCAGCUAUUUUUCUGAAUGAACUGAAAUACUGAGGGUGUCACAGAACUGAUCUAUUCAGAGAGUACGACUGCAUUUCUGUGUUUAUUGCAUGGAACGUCGUUUCGAUUUCUUGUACCGUUAUCAAGCUGAAGUAUACUUCUAGAAUGCCGAUCAGAAAAUUGAAAUAUUGGUAUUUAAACAUAGCGGAAAGGCAUAAUGUGGAUACAGCUUUUGGGAAUAUCCUUUAUGCAAGGAGGCAUUCGUGGACGUAAAUGGACGACAGCAUUGCUAGACAAUAUGACCUGUAAUCACUGAAAGGUCAGUCAGCUUGCAUGUCCAAACAUGCAUCUCCUCCUAUCCCAUCCAACAAGACAGUCGGUGGUGUGCACUUUAAUAUCUGCAGUGUCUCAACACAUGGAGGCAUGACAGAUGAUCUGCUGCAAGAUGUUACCUGUUGCUCAUAUACCUUGCUUUAAUAGUAAAUGUGUGGACAACACGGAUCCUCAAUCACACAAUGCUUGUCCGUUGCUAGAUGUUCCGUUGCUGAUGAUGUAGAUAGUAGAGGAAGUAUAAUCAUUAAACACAUGUACAUGUGUCUAUCACACCAAUAUGUAAUGUCAAGUUAGCUGUCCAAUUGUCUGCAGACAGACCUGUUGUUUUACACCGAUACUGGAUGUGAACAGCAGGGUCAUGUUAGCAGUUAGUUAAUGCAAUGGAGGGCAUUUUCCUUUCUUCCCCGUAUAGCAUGAAAGCUGAUCGAAUAGUUUUGUGAUAGUUGUCUCCCUUAUACCAUAACAAUCCUUCAGCCAAUAUAAAACAGUUAAAGCUGGAACUAUUAACAUUCCAUGAACACAAAGAAAGUAUAUAAUGUUUACCUUGCAAUGAAUACUUAAAUCCACGUACUUGUGAAUCCAUGCUAUUUCGUAGCCCUAUUAUAUUGUGAUCGUAAUUGAUAUUGAUAAUUGAUUGUGAUGAUUGUGAUAAUCUUGCUAUCAAGCAGUCCUUCGACGACAGGACGUCAUAAAUGUCAGUAUGCUUGAUAUAAAUAACAUUAAUUUUGUCUCGUGACGAUAUUUCUGAAAUAUUGCCGAUGGGACGGUGCAUUUUACUCACUCACUCAAUACUCCACCCCAACCCUAAAUAAGGCCACUCCCGCUAAAUUACACUGUUUUCAUAUUGACUAAUAAUGUUUUGCAUUACUUCACUGAAUCAUAAACCGAUCUUGUACCCUGUAAUUCCAGCAUUUUGAUUAGCUGAACUGGUCACGUGAUCUCUAUUCGCAUUGUCCAUAACAAAUUAAGCUUCAUCCACUACCUACUUUCAACUCAAGGGACAGCCGGGGAAUUCCAAUAUUACAGUCUUACAUACAUGUACAACCUUUUCUACUUCACAUGCAUGGAGGCAAUUCAUAGAGUUUCAUUUUUUUUCAGUUCAUACCUCCAUGAACCGAAAACAUUACAAGUCAAUCCUUAAAUACAUUUCAUCCUGGAACCAAUUUGAUCUAAACAGACACCUCCAGUCCACUCCCUGCUACAGCGUUUAUUUUGUAACCUUGUUUCAUUAUGUUGCUAUAUUUGUACUUACGCUGUGAGGUAUGGGCUUAAUGUAUGUGUGUGUCAGAACAAAUACAAACCUGGACUUGACAUUGUAAUGUUUUACAUGUUUACAAAUUCCAUUCAGUUGUUUGGUAUGUGUUUACUAAAACAAAUUCAUUUUUUUGAGUUGCAAAAUUCAGUCUUAAAUUGACUGAGUUCCUGGUCCAACUUUUAUUGUACUGUCUUCACAAGCCUCUGCAAAAUCACUUGUCCAUCCCAUCGGGCCCUUUCACGUUUUUCAUUACCAUUGACUAUUUGAAGAACACGCGAGGCUUUUAAAACGUUUAAAUAUGUUGUUUUUCUGAUUGAUUCCACGUUUCAGCUUGCAUGUUGUUGUGAUGUCUGACCUACGACUGUGCUGCUCCAUCUCACUACAGAUAUAUUGUGUCGAGUCUGCUUGCUAUUUCAGUUAAUGAUGCAUGUGGGUUUAAGACACACACAUUAUUUAUAUUCAUUGUUCAAACUGAUUGCGUGUUUUAUCAAAUGUUUUAAUAUGAACUUGCAAGGUGUUGUUCUACGGCUGUAGCUUACAUAACACAUUUUA
Molecule: messenger RNA, 4181 nt
Organism: Haliotis rubra (blacklip abalone)
Lineage: Eukaryota; Metazoa; Mollusca; Gastropoda; Lepetellida; Haliotidae
Product: serine/threonine-protein phosphatase 6 regulatory ankyrin repeat subunit B-like
Exons: 8
Coding region: 205-1749 (514 amino acids)
Molecular function (GO): protein binding
Source: RefSeq, a predicted model, not a curated record